Messenger RNA from Lingula anatina, 1601 nucleotides. RefSeq names its product TLC domain-containing protein 1. The record is from RefSeq and is a predicted model, not a curated record. Gene Ontology annotation, cellular component: membrane. NCBI's taxonomy places the organism in Eukaryota, Metazoa, Brachiopoda, Lingulata, Lingulida, Lingulidae. Gene Ontology annotation, biological process: lipid homeostasis.
CUUUAAGUUAGGUGUGACUGGGCCUUCAGUGCACUGUUACUGAUGAAGUCCCAAGUGUUAGGACGAAGGAGUUCACAGCUACGGUAGACCUAUUCCCACACUUAAUACGCCAAAAUGGACGCUGCGUCUUUUAACGAGGAAUUCAUAUGGAAGGGCAAGGCCGUUGUCGUAAUAUUCCCCACGUCGUUCCUAUUCUUUACGGCACUUAAUCGGCUGGUCAGUCAUUACACACCUGAGAAAUGCGCCGGAUACCCAGAUCGCUGGACAGCUUACGUUAUAUCCUGGCUACAUGCUAUUCUGUUUGGCACUCUGGCCUUGAUACUGGUCUUGACAGGCCGCGAGUGGUUUGAGAGCUCUCCCUGGGCGUUCUAUUUACACUGUAUGUCAGUAGGAUAUUUUGCCUACGAUUCUGUUGCUCUGGCAAUAAGUAAGGAACAAAUAGGGAGUUUCGAUGUUUACGCGCAUCAUGUCUUGUGUAUCUUCUUCGGCACGGCUGUGCAGUUCCCCCCAUGUGAUCGAGCCACCUUCUACGCUCUUUGGAAUUACCUGUGUGAGAUAAGCAAUGUCUUUCUGCACGGAAGAAAACUUAUAGCGAUGUUGGGGCGAAGAGAAUCGACGUUGUACAAGAGGCUUAAUAUGUUAUAUUUCGUUACGUCCUUCAUCUUCCGCUUCCCCCCUCAACUCCUCGUCUUUGUGAUGAUGAACGUUGACACGUGGUACACUGGCCAACUGCCGAUGAUUUGUUACGUCAGCGCCAUCCCGCAGCAAACAAUCGUGCUUCUGAUUGGAGUAAAUAUCGCAUAUGAAAUAUUGAAAAGGACAAGACGUGACCUCAAGAAAGUGACUUCUGAUUGACGAGUGAAUGGGAACAAGAUACCCUGAGUGUCAAGGCACAGUAAAAGCUAGCUUGUUAAAUAUUAAAAUAUACCUUGUGAUGGGGUCGCUUUUUUCGAUAUGGGUUAUAUAUGAAAUCAAGAUCGAGCUGGCAAUACGGAAAUCUAGAACCUAGAGUAGAACAAGAUGACUCGUGCCCUAAAAAGAUAACAUGAUAUAAAACCACAUGAUAAGGAUAACUGAUAAAUGUGUCAUCAAAUCAACACAGCGCUACUUUGAUUGAAAAGACAUUUAUACAUAUUUAUUUUUCUGAUUCGUUUUACAAAUUUAUGCGGUAGACUUGCUUGUACCAUUAUUUCAAAAUUUUCUUUUCAGUGUUUUUGUGUAACGACUAGACAGGAACAAAUCCAUGCGGGUGACUGAUGAAAAACAACACGUAAUUGUGAUUUGGUUACCUACACGGCUGCUUUGAUUUUCAACUGUUUAGAAAUUUCUAAAAAUCCAUAGAGAUUCUUUAAGGUUCUUUAAUUCACAGCAGUUUUGCUAGCAUCCACAACUUUUGUGUACUGAAUGUAAAACUGUCUAAUGACAAGACAUGUGGGUGACAAAAGAAAACCGAGACGGCAUUGUAAGUCUAUAUGCAACGAGUUGCAUUUAUGACAUCUAAUGGUUACAUAACGUUAUGCUCUGGUUUAUAGACAUGGCACUGUUGGAUUGCUUGAAUAAUUUUCAUAACGGGUUCGUGCGCACUCGCGCGCACGCACACA